Messenger RNA from Cercocebus atys (sooty mangabey), 3050 nucleotides. RefSeq names its product family with sequence similarity 3, member B (gene FAM3B). The transcript is spliced from 8 exons. Bases 1282 to 2184 code for a protein of 300 amino acids. Lineage: Eukaryota; Metazoa; Chordata; Mammalia; Primates; Cercopithecidae. The record is from RefSeq and is a predicted model, not a curated record.
GAUGGUCUCAAACUCCUGAGAUCAAGCCAUCCCUCCACCUUGGCCUCCCGAAGUGCUGGGAUUACAGGCAUGAGUUAUUGAGCCCAGCCUAAAUGUCUAUUGUUGAAGCCUCCCAGUUUGUGUUUGUUUGUUAUAGCAGCCUGAGGAAAUGAUGCUGCCUGCCUGGAUUUUUUCUGUCACGUCCUGGCUACUAUGUCCCGCCCUCUCUCUCGUGGCUGGGAUACUGCUGUGACUUUGUGCUAGACCUGAGCACAGGCUGCUCGUCCAGCUUACCACCCAUCUUCUGAUGAUGGGCCGACCCCAGUGCCGGCAGCUGGAUCUGCCUCCGGACUCUAGGUCAUGGCUUCUCCCAGCCAGGUGCAUGUUGUAAUCUACACUGUCCCCAGCCUAGAGGCCACUGGAUGCGCCCCUCACCCAAAGCCACAGAUACUCUCUAGUCUUCCUGGGAGUCCUGAAAAGUGUCCCAGAAGAGAGCUCCCUGCCACACCAGGACCCGCCAUGGGCUAGCUACCUACCCUUCUUCUUGUGAGGACACUUGGCUUAUUUAUUCUCCAUUUUCUUCUCUGUCAUGUCCACCUAUUUGUUUUUGUUCAGCUGAGGCCAUAGUUACCUCUUCCUUUGUGUAGCUGCUUGUUACACAUUCAAAAGGUAGAUAAUGUUCCUUUUCAACCUGCUCCAAGCUAAACAGCAGCUUGUUGCUCAGGAUCUCAGGUGUGGUGUGUUGUCUAGAAGAGCCUCUGAACAUUGUCUGGUUAGCCAGUUUCCUUCUUCAAAUACAACACUUGGAUGAAAUAGUCCAGCUGUGACCCACAUGCACAGGAUACAGGGGGCGGCCCUUGCCUUUGUCACAGCUGUUGUCAUAGCCCACUCUGCACUCUGUGUUCAUCCAACAGAAUUUUCUGGAACAUCAGUGACCCACACAGUGUCCCAGGCAUGCUGCGUGGCCCUGGAGGGAGGCUUCUGUGGCAUCUGUGUGGGCACUGUGGCUGGGCUGCGUAGGGAAGAGUACCCUCUAGGCAGAGACCACUGUUGCAGAGGAGUGAGCCCGGGAGUGUAGCGCCCACAGGUGGCUGAGCACAGCCGUUGGCGCUGCUGCAGGAGAGGGACCUGCAAGCUCACACCUGUCUCAUUUUGUUUUCUGUGUCUGGUUUAACUACUUUGAGAUGCUCCUCCAGUCCUAGAAACUGCACUGAUCACACUGCCUUGGGCCUCUCCCCAGAGGAAACCACCUAUGCUUACUAGUCUAACAAUCUUAGCAGUUUGGAAAUUCAAAAUUUAAAAAUGGUGUUGAACUAUGCACUCGAAAAAGCAAAACAAAGCAAAACCCCAAGGCUAACCAGAAACAUCUCCUUCCAUCCCCAUGGCUCCCUCUGCCGAAGCGCUGGGCCUCCUAGCACAAGCACAUGCUGCCUUGGUGCAGUACAGCCAGUGCAUGGGCUGGGGACAGCUGGGUUCCUGAGAAGGGAAGGACGAUCCCUAGGUGCUGGAAGUCCAGGCCCGCUCAAGGUGGUGUUCCUGGUCCUUGCCUCCUUGUGUGCCUGGUAUUCGGGAUACUUACUCGCAGAGCUCAUUCCAGAUGCACCCCUGUCCAGUGCUGCCUAUAGCAUCCACAGCAUCGGGGAGAGGCCUGUCCUCAAAGCCCCAGUCCCCAAAAGGCAAAAAUGUGACCACUGGACUCCCUGCCCAUCUGACACCUAUGCCUACAGGUUACUCAGUGGAGGUGGCAUAAACAAGUACGCCAAAAUCUGCUUUGAGGAUGACCUGCUCAUGGGAGAAAAGCUGGGAAAUGUUGCCAGAGGAAUAAACAUUGCCAUUGUCAACUAUGUAACUGGGAAUGUGACAGCAACACAACGUUUUGAUAUGUAUGAAGGCGAUAACUCUGGACCGAUGAUAAAGUUUAUUCAGAGUGCUCCUCCAAAAUCCCUGCUCUUCAUGGUGACCUAUGACGACGGAAGCACAAGACUGAAUAAUGAUGCAAAGAAUGCCAUAGAAGAACUUGGAAGUAAAGAAAUCAGGAACAUGAAAUUCAGGUCUAGCUGGGUAUUUCUUGCAGCAAAAGGCUUUGAACUCCCUUCUGAAAUUCAGAGAGAAAAAAUCAACCACUCUGAUACUAAGAACAACAGAUAUUCUGGCUGGCCUGCAGAGAUCCAGAUAGAAGGCUGCAUACCCAAAGAACCAAGCUGACACUGCAGAGUCCUUAAUAAAUGUGUUCUGUAUAAACAAAUGCAGCUGGAAUCGCUCAACAAUCUUAUUUUUCUAAAUCCAACAGUCCAUAGUUGAUGAGUAUUUUGGGUUUGUUGUAAACCAAUGAACAUUUGCUAGUUGUAUCAAAUCUUGGUACACAGUAUUUUUAUACCAGUAUUUUAUAUAGUGAAGAUGUCAGCAGGAAACUAAAACGAAUGGAAAUUCUUAAAGGUAAUGAUGUGAUUCAAGCUGGAAAGAGGGUUGGGUGAAACAACUUGUCCAGGUGGAGCUAUGUUAUGAUCAGAUCUAAGUGUGACCCCUGUGUGGUCCAGACAGCUCUGCAGAGAGAAAACCUUUAUUCCAUUAUCACCAAGCACCUCCUAGUUUCUGACAGUCGUCUCCUUCUGCCGGGAGAAUUAGCAGCAGUUCUGAGGGCUUAGGUAACCUCCUUGUUCAACUCAAGUUGAGCUCUUGCGGUCUUCCUGUGGGCCUGUGAAUGUAUUCAUUCAUUCCACAACUCUGGGUACCUCCCAGCUCUGGUACCAGCGGCACAGUACACAGUCCCUGCCUUCAUGCCAGGCUGUUGAGCUCUCAGGAGGGCAACCGAACACCUCACUCUCUAGAAGAUGCAGCAGUACAUCCAAGAGUCCAGGAUGUUCCACACUUGCUGAAACGGUGGGUCAGAUGAUGUGUGUGAUUCGGGGCUAAGAAAAUAGAGUCACUGGGGCUAGCAGUCGGUGCCAGGUGUCCAUUCUCACCUCUUUCCUGGGCCUGGCCCCAGAAGAGCUAGGAGACUUUGGUGCCAGGUUAAUACUGCUUCUCUGAGCCUCUAUAUCUCAUCUGUAAAAUAAAAGAGUUGGGAUAGA